This is a messenger RNA of Scomber japonicus (chub mackerel), 3595 nucleotides long. RefSeq names its product nucleoporin 58 (gene nup58). Bases 298 to 2109 code for a protein of 603 amino acids. The transcript is spliced from 14 exons. Gene Ontology annotation, molecular function: structural constituent of nuclear pore. The record is from RefSeq and is a predicted model, not a curated record. NCBI's taxonomy places the organism in Eukaryota, Metazoa, Chordata, Actinopteri, Scombriformes, Scombridae. Gene Ontology annotation, biological process: nucleocytoplasmic transport. Gene Ontology annotation, cellular component: nuclear pore.
UAGGAAAAGUACCACCAUGCGAGAAUUGACCCUGUUAUAUUUGGCAGCUUUUAGUUUCUAAUAAGGAUUUAACAGGGCGAAGAACCAGUUGGAGUGCAGUGGAUUUAUUCAGAGAAGAUGACAGUCUGUCUCAAAGUUUGUUUUUAGUCAAGACAGCAGCGCGAAUUUGGCCCUUACACGGGCAUCUUUUCAAAGCUAACUAGCUAGCGUGGUGGCGGUGAUGCUGGCUGAGCGUGUUCAUGUGUGGUAGAAGCACAAAUAGCCGGUCCUUGUUAUAUGUGUGCCUCCUAAAUUACAAUGUCUGGCUUUAACUUCGGAGCAGGUGGUCUUACCGCCGCCACCAACGCCGGUGCGGGAUUCUCAUUCGGGGCCGCAACCAGUGCACCUGCGGCCAAUACUGGUGGCUUCUCCUUUGGAACUGCUUUGGGUACAGCAGCCCCAACUCCUGCUGCCGCCGCCGCCACCACCAGCACGCCGUCCCUUGGUCUAGGAGGCAGUCUCUUUGGUCAGAAACCUCCUGGGGGAUUUUCUUUCAACACACCUGCCUCAAGUGCUGCUGCACCCACUGCUGGCCUUACGUUAGGUGCCCCAGCAUCCACAGGUGCUUCCACUGGCUUCAGUUUGGCUUUCAACAAGCCCACUGCAUCAGCAACACCAUUCUCCCUCACCACCACCUCCACCACCUCGUCAGCCCCUGCCGGGGCAGGUCUAACAUUUGGCUCUGUCCUGACCUCCACUGCUCCACAACAGCCAGCAGCCGCAGGCUUCACCCUUGGGCUUGGUGGUUCAACAACAACAGCAGCAGCUGCAACAAUCCCAUCACUAGGCGGGGGUCUCUUCUCCAGCACUGCAGCUACAGGUUUGGGUCAGACCACUCUUGGAGGAGUAGGAGGAGGUUUAACGUUGGGUUCUCUGUUAGCUACCUCUACAGCAGCGCCAGCCGCUCCAGCUCCUAGUAUUGGUUUAGGUGGCGUCGACUUCAGCACUUCUUCUGAGAAUAAGAGCGACACAUCAUCUGGAGCCAAUGCACAGGACAGUAAAGCUUUAAAAGAUGAGAACCUGCCUCCGGUCAUCUGUCAGGAUGUGGAGAAUUUCCAAAAAUUUGUCAAAGAGCAGAAACAGGUUCAGGAGGACAUAAGCAGGAUGUCAUCCAAAGCCAUCUCCAAAGUCCAAGAUGACAUCAAGAACCUCAAACAGCUUCUCUCCGUGAGUGCCAGCGGUCUGCAACGUCAGGCUCUGGCUAUUGACAAGCUGAAGCUGGAGACAGCACAGGAGCUGAAAAAUGCUGAUAUAGCACUGCGUACACAAAAGACUCCUCCUGGACUUCAACAUGAGAACACUGCUCCAUCAGAUUAUUUCCGCUGCCUGGUAGAGCAGUUCGAGGUGCAGCUGCAGCAGUACCGGCAGCAGAUAGAAGAGCUGGAGAACCACCUGACAACGCAGAGCACUGGCUCUCACAUCACCCCUCAGGACUUGACCCUGGCAAUGCAGAAGUUGUAUCAGACAUUUGUUGCACAAGCUGCCCAGCUCCAGUCUGUCCAUGAGAAUGUCAAGAUCUUGAAGCAUCAGUACCUUUCCUAUCGUCGGGCCUUCCUGGAAGACUCCACAGACGUUUUCGAGUCCAAACGGACAUCCAACAGGAAGUGGCAGAGUGCGCCGCGAGUCACAACAGGGCCUGCCCCAUUCUCCAGUGUGCCAAACGCUGCAGCGGUUGCCAUGGCAGCCACAUUGACCCAGCAACAGCAGCCAACUACAGGGACCCAGGCACCCUUGGGGGCAGGGUUUGGAAACCCCUUUGCCUCGGCAGUUGGCACUAGCUUGGGCUCCUCUACUCUUGGAGGUUUUGGUGGUGGGCCAGGAUUUGGUGGGGUGGGGACUGGGGGUUCUUCUUUUGCCUUCUCCUCCACCAGUAAGCCCACAGGAGGCAGUCUGAGUGCAGGUUUUGGCAGCAGCAGCACCUCAGGCUUUAACUUCAGUAACCCUGGCCUCAACCCUUCGGCCGGCCUGACCUUCGGUGUGUCUAACCAACCUGCAGCAGGCUUUGUCACAGGAGGGCCCCUUCUCCAGCUCAAGAAGCCCCCUGCUGGUAACAAAAGGGGCAAGAGAUAGAGCCAAGGAAAGACAGAACCCUGCGACUGACCAGUUUGUCGUUUGUAGCUUGUAAGGCCUGGUCUCCCAAAAGCAUAAUAAGCGCUAUAAUCAUCCUUAUCCAACUUCACAGCAAAGAAAAUGGACAUUUAAGGAUUUUUUAAAACCAUAAGCAGCAUUAUUUUUCUAUUAUAUGCUGGUUUGCAUUGCCCACUGUCCCACACUGAUUUGGUUCCAUUCCAUCUGAUUCCUAAUUGAUAAACGAUUAACUAAUAUUGCCAGCUAAUGCUAAUGCCAGACAUUUGGAAUCAUUUUCUAAGGACUGCAAGGCUAACUCUUUUUAGCUUAUUGGUUAUUGUUGCCCAUGGUAGGGAAGAUGGGAUCAAAUCAAUAUAGUAGACAGUGGCAUGUAAGGAAAGGUUAAAUAUAGUGUGUCUGCAUAAUGUUAAGCAUGAACUUGCCCAUAUGCAUUGCCUCAAAUUUUUUACCUGCACCUAGUGACCUGUGACGCUACAAUGCUUUUGGGAAUGCCAGCUGAGGGCAGAGAGGUCGAAUUCAUAUAGUUUAAUUUACCUGUGAGGACUUGCUUUAGUCUGAAUAUUGUACGACAUAGAUGUGUUUUUGCGAUUUGAGGUGGACAUUGAAGUUGAUUCCAUUGUGUCAUACACUCUGUCAAUCCCAGAACUGCACUUGAAUGCCUCUCAAAUGAUGACUUGGCUCAAGUCUCGUCCAGGAGAGCUUAAGAUAAGGUAAAGGUUAAGAGACUUUAGGGGUAAUAGUUGGCCACGGCCCUAAGGUGUCAGUGGGGCAUAUUAUCUGAUCCUUGAUAGUUUUAUAGGCACAGGAGAGUGUCCAGGGUGGGUUUUUGGGGGAAGCACAGUUUUAUUUUUGUAACAAGCGGAGAGAGAGAUGAGGGGUAAAAAGGGGACUAGCAUCACGGGAUAGUCCAUUAUCUAGUCCACAUAACCUGUGUUGUUUUUGCUAUAAUCCAUCCUUUUUGUUUAUCAAUUACAAUUUUUAGUUUGCCCCUGUGUAACAGUCUAAGAUGUUGCGGAAAGGAAACGCUGUGCUGUGUGUAUUACAUGGCUCCCUCUAGAUGUUAAAUUAGUUGAACCGUAAAGGGAUUUCACAUUGCAGAUUCUACGUACUGAAAUUGAGUUAUACAUGUGCUAAAACAAAUUUGCACUUGCCAGUGUAUGUGACCUGACAGUGAUUGUGUGAAUGUGCAUGUGUGCGUAUUGCACAAGUAUGAAUUUGUCUCCUUGGUCUAUCAUACUGUAGUUGCUGACUUAUUUUGAGCAUCGGGUGUGGUUCGGGGAUCUGCUUUUUUUUUUAAUUGUUCAUGUCAGUUCAGUUACCAAAUACUGGUAGUUGUACUCUUAUUUUCUAAUCACACUCUGUGUAAACAUGUAUUUUCAAGAAGCUGUUUAAUAAUAAAAUCUUCAAUAUGAUGUUUUGCCUGUUUGUGGCAUCACUUCAAUAAAUGUGUGUGUUGACACAGAAUGGU